GGUAUUUCUGCUGCUGAAUGUGUGGCUGCUCGCCUCUCUGAUUGGCCGGGUGGAACUGGACUGACCGGUUGUGUUACCUGCUCCCUGUAGUACACACUCUGAACGGAUAGUGUCCCUGUAGCAGUGCCCCACUGAGCCGUGCACAUGGAUUGAUCAGUCUGACACCCUGGGAAUACAGGAAAAAAAUACCGCUGCAUCACCUUUGUUGCAAAAAGUGAAAACUUGGAUUUAUUAGGUCAAGCAACCACGGAAUACACAGCGUUUUCCUGCAGCGAUAUGGAGCAGGAUAGCAGACUGGGAGGUGCCCAUGUACCCAUCGCUGCCCCUGAGAACUCCCAUGCACAGCAGGAAACAAUGGAUAAUCCUGGUGAGACGUGGAGACCAGCAGAGCCUGUCUGCUCUUUAAAUGCCACCCAGCUCUGUGAGUGGGUAGAGGGUGCAGUGUCUGCAGGUCAACAGGUGCUUGUGGGAAGGGGCAACCCCUUGGAUUCAUGGCUGCCCACAGACCCCAGCAUAGAGCAUGCCAAAAAAGAACUUAAAGACACAGAACUCCCAUUGAGCCUUAAUGCAGAGCCUGAGGAGCAUGAGGCUCUGGUUGAGGUGCCCUACCCUACAGAAGUCCAGGAUGGAGCAAGCUUGUCCGCUCCAAGGGACACUGCUGACCAUGAGACCAAAGAGGAUCGGAGGGGAACUGAGAACUUGGGGGGAGAACUGGCUAGCUCAUAUGGGCCCCAGCAAGAACUGGGUGUGACUGAAGCUGAAGGGCAGGUUGAGGAACCCACAGAGUGUUCUGUUCUGCUGGAGGAGAACUUGGAGCAGGAAUGUCCCAUAUGCACAGAACCCUAUGAUGGGACCAGCCACAAGCAGUCCUUCCUCAACUGCAACCACACCUUCUGCAACAACUGCAUCAAGACCAUCAUGGAGAAGGCCAACCGGGCCGAGCUCGGCCGAGUCAUGUGCCCAAUGUGUAGGCAGAGGACUCCCAUGAUGCAAUGGGAGAUCCUUAAGAUGCAGGAGCAGAUGAUGGACAAUGUAACCCCCCAGAUCCAGCAAUUCGAAGUGGCCCCGGAACGGCCAACCAGGAGACCCGGCCUAUGUGGGGCCUUGGAGUACAGAUUUCAGAAGCGCUUCUACACCACCCGGAUGUUUCCAUUCGCCCCCUGUUGUCGGUACCCAAUCAAGUGCAUUAAUGGACUGCGCAAACUGGAGCAGAGGAACCGCUGCCUCUACCGCUGUGUUUUGGGCCUCCUCUUCCUCAUGGAGAUCAUGAGCUUCUUUGUCAUUUUCCUGCCCAUUAUCAUCCUCAUCUUGGUCAUUGUGUUUACUAGAUAAUCUAGGCGGGGGGCUCCUUCACCCCCUGACUCUUAAACUUUUAUACACCCCCCCCCUUCCCAAAUAUCCUGGUUUUCUGUUAUAAAACCAACACAUCUCAG
Molecule: messenger RNA, 1433 nt
Organism: Xenopus laevis (African clawed frog)
Lineage: Eukaryota; Metazoa; Chordata; Amphibia; Anura; Pipidae
Exons: 2
Coding region: 277-1332 (351 amino acids)
Source: RefSeq, a predicted model, not a curated record